Dentiscutata heterogama is the source of this 232-nucleotide messenger RNA. The record is from the annotation of a GenBank genome assembly. Lineage: Eukaryota; Fungi; Glomeromycota; Glomeromycetes; Diversisporales; Gigasporaceae.
UGCACUUAGAGUUUCCCCUAAGUUGAUUCCCGCCGGCAUGACUGACUUCAAUCGUUUCCCUUUCAACAAUUUCACGUACUAUUUAACUCUCUUUUCAAAGUACUUUUCAUCUUUCCCUCACGGUACUUGUUCGCUAUCGGUCUCUCGCUUAUAUUUAGCAUUAGGUGAAAUUUACCACCCAUUUAGAGCUGCAUUCCCAAACAACUCGACUCUUAGAAAACGUAUUAAAUAA